UCACUGUGCUUCCUGUUUCGUUCACCAUUUCUCUGAAGACUCCGAAAAACUGUCAGUUCUGACCCACAAACACUCAAACACACAUGCAAACAUUGCCGUGUUUGACUCACCUUUAAAGGAAAUUCAGAGACAAUUUAACGUCAGAAUGCCUCAUCCUGUCUGCAAAUUUAGUGGUAUCCUCUCCUGGUGAUAACUGCGUUGUGAUCAUCUGAUCUCUGUGUUUUUCAAGAGUGAAAUUAACACUCAUUUACAGUUGGUUGUUUAACCUCCAGCAUGGACCUUGUGUUGGUUCUCCCCCUGAUACUCGCCUUCAUUUCCAGUGGACAGAGUCACACUGAGGUGACAGAACAAGCCACUAAUUUGUGUUAUAAACUGUGCCCAGCAGGAUAUUAUAAAAUUGGUACAUGUGAUGAUCCAGUUGCAAAGUACAAAUGUAAAAGAUGUGAAACUAACACAUUCACAGCGAUAGAAAACUUUUUAGAGAGGUGUCUCAGGUGUGAGACAUGUAAUCAUGAUGAGAUAGUAAAAACACCCUGCUCCACUAGUAGUGAUGUGGUAUGUGACUGUAAAGAAGGAUACUACUACGGAGGCUCCAACUCGAGUCCAAAAUUCUGCAAGCCAUGCAAAUGUCAAAAUUGUAAUGAGCCUAUUGAUAAUGACGACUACAAAAAGAAGUGCCUGCCCUGCCAAAGGGAGGAUUGUCUGAAUGACUCAGAAUGCAAGAGGAAGUGUACAUCAACAACUGCUCCACUUUCAACUACGACUACAUCUACAACUACAUCAGGAAAAUAUAUGUCUGCCUCAGCUACAUCUACGACAACCACAUCUGCAAACGAAACAUAUCUUAUUAAGGAUCCAAUUACACCUCCCUCGACUGACCUGACGCGCUGGCUGUUUGGCUGGGUGGUUGUGUUGAUAUUUGUGCUGUUCUUUGGGCUCCCGCUGCUCAUCACCAGGAGGUAUCUAGGAAACCCAAACUCUUUUCCCUGCUGGAGCACGGACAAAGGCGUGGAGCUGCAUGUCGAGGACCCCAAAUUAUAUGAACAACACAGUCAUCAAGGCAGCAGCCCGACCACGCUGACAUUACACAUUUCUGAGGAAACCCCCAUGAUGGUUCUCAGUCACAGUCCUGCCACACCACAACAUCCAGCCCUUGUCAGUCCUCUGUUGCCAAAUGCUGAACACAAAGCUGCCAGACGAAAUGAGCAAUCAGAGCGUUGGCCGGCCAUCGUCCUCUAUGCAAUUAUCAAGGAGGUGCCCUUGCGUAGGUGGAAGGAGUUCUUGCGUCUGCUCUUGGUGACGGAUCAGCAGAUGGAGCGGGUGGAGCUGGAAGCCGGUUUGGGUCUGGGCUCCAUGGAGACACAGUACCAGAUGCUGAGGCUGUGGAGCCAGCGCUCCUCUGCUAGCCUUGACGACAUCUUCUCCGCUUUGCACUAUAUGGAUUUGUCCGGCUGUGCCCAGCUGCUGCAGGAAAGCCUGGAGAAGCUGCACUGGGGGCCUGAACAGAGGCAAGGUUUAGCUUCCUGCAGAAGUAACACAGACUGUGGUCUCAGUGGGGCAUUACAGGAAACAUGAGUCUGUAUGUAGAGACAUAAAUAUCAUGCUACUAUGUAAUGCAGCACAUCAGUGCUUCAAACCUGGACACCAGUGCAUAAGACUUGAAACUUGAUCCAUACUGAGUAAUGCAGAUGUAUAUUACAGUUUAAGCAUGAAAAAGCAUUACGGAGCUUACGGAGAGAUUCUGAUAGGUCCAUCUGCAAUUGGACUUUUCCCUCUUAUUUUAAUGGAUAAAUAUCAUCAAAUCCAUUCCAGAUAAGUGUUUAAUAUGGCAGAAUCAGCAGCAUAACUGGAGCUUGGAUCAUUAAGUGGCCUCUUCAGAUAUAUUUUAAGAAAGACAUCAUGCUUGUUAAUAUUCUGUAGUAAUCUACAGUAGGCGAGAGAAAAUUAAUCUAGAAAAAAGAAUGAAUGGAAAUUCCCUUCUGUGUCCUAUCAAAUACCACUUAACCUUCAGGUUCUGUUGUGGUGUUUUCUAAAAGUCAGUAGUGGGGGGCUGCCGUUUCAGAGUGCACUGCUUAAAUGUGAAAAUGUUUAACUGUGAUUGUAUAAGAUUAAAGGUAAGUAGGCCAAAACAAAGACAAACAUCCGAAGUCAAGAAGCAAUUCACAUUUACCUCCAGAAACUGGUGCUCAUCUUUUCUUUUUUUUUCUUUUUUAAAGCAUGUUACUAGUCAAAGUAAAGACUCUUGUUCAGUUUGAGUAUUUAAACUGUGUGAAUAUUUCAGUGUACAUCUAUGAUGUUUGAGCAGCACUGUGACAGAACAUAUCACAGUGUCUGACAUUUCCUUCAUCCCAUUUGACAUGUCAGUCUGGUAGAACAACCCAGCCGCUAAUUCUUGUGAACCCUCAUGAGGGAAGGGAACCGAAAUCCCCACAGGACGUCAGUUUUUCAGUUUCCUGCAAAUAAAUGGUGACAAGGUGGAGCAGGCUGGGUUUUUCCUCACCACACAUAUUCCAUCCAAACUGAUGGUUUCCUCUGGUGGUGUUGUUGUAUCUCACUUUGAGAAUUUGUUUUGUGUCAGUUAAGUUACUGACAGUAAAGAAGUUGGACUUUCCAAUAAGAGAGUUUAUUAAUGAAUGUAUUAAUGUGAAUCUAGGUCAGUGGUUUUGAGCUGUGGAUUUGAGCUGUAUGCGUGUGUAUAUAUUUAUAAUAAUUAUUUCAUUUCUGAAACUUCCUAUGGAUGUUUGCAUAUGUUGUUACAAAGUUCAGUGAAUGGAUUAGCGUAUAAAAAACUAGCACUGUUUAUCCUCACUGGAGUUACCUAUGUUACAACUGUAUGUUAACGUGCUACUGUCAUGAAUAAAAUUCUUGGCCACAAGAUGGGAGUGUUGGCCGAGUGUUUGAACAGCA
Messenger RNA from Lates calcarifer (barramundi perch), 2907 nucleotides. Its product is annotated as tumor necrosis factor receptor superfamily member 1A. NCBI's taxonomy places the organism in Eukaryota, Metazoa, Chordata, Actinopteri, Centropomidae. Gene Ontology annotation, biological process: signal transduction. The transcript has 10 exons. Bases 274 to 1575 code for a protein of 433 amino acids. Gene Ontology annotation, cellular component: plasma membrane. The record is from RefSeq and is a predicted model, not a curated record. Gene Ontology annotation, molecular function: protein binding.